This is a messenger RNA of Ictidomys tridecemlineatus (thirteen-lined ground squirrel), 767 nucleotides long. NCBI's taxonomy places the organism in Eukaryota, Metazoa, Chordata, Mammalia, Rodentia, Sciuridae. The record is from RefSeq and is a predicted model, not a curated record.
AUGGACAACUGGGUGGAUUCCAGAUCCUGGCUGUUGGGAACAGUGUGUGACACCCUUGUUAUUUCAUUUCUGGCUGCAGUGUUGCAUAAAAAGGGAACACGUGAGGAUAUUGAAAAUAACAUGCCAGAAUUUUUACUAAGAAGUAUGAAGAAGGAACCGCUUUCUUCUAUAGCAAAAAAGGUAAAGUAUAUAGAAAUAUUCAACUCAUGUUUCCUGAUUUUACUCUUACUUUAUAGUUUGGAGUGGUCAGCUAUCAUUGUGGAUGAGGCUCAUAGAAUCAAGAAUCCAAAGGCGAGAGUAACAGAAGUUAUGAAAGCGCUCAAGUGUAAUGUUCGCAUUGGCCUCACUGGAACCAUUCUUCAGAACAACAUGAAGGAACUGUGGUGUGUUAUGGACUGUUCUUAUCUUUUACCUCUCCCUCACAAGGAAACCCUUAUCAAAAGGAUAUGUGAUCAGGUAUUUUCCAAAUUCCCGGAUUUUGUGCAGAAAAGCAAAGAAUCGUCCUUUGAAACUCUUUCUGAUCCUAAAUACAGUGGGAAAAUGAAGGUGAGUACUCCUUUUAAUUCCCAUUUGUCCCCCUCCCUGUCUUUCCUCCAGUUGCUUGACGUGCUCCAGCAAUACUGUAUGGCAUCUGGGCUGGAUUACCGGCGACUUGAUGGAAGUACAAAAUCAGAGGAAAGGCUCAGGAUCGUGAAGGAGUUCAACAGUACACAAGAUGUUAACAUUUGCCUUGUCUCUACAAUGUAAGAAAUUAAAUUUGAUAUCUU